Molecule: messenger RNA, 255 nt
Organism: Penicillium soppii
Lineage: Eukaryota; Fungi; Ascomycota; Eurotiomycetes; Eurotiales; Aspergillaceae
Product: cytochrome b5-like heme/steroid binding domain-containing protein
Exons: 2
Coding region: 1-255 (84 amino acids)
Cellular component (GO): intracellular membrane-bounded organelle; membrane
Molecular function (GO): heme binding
Source: RefSeq, a predicted model, not a curated record
AUGUCUCAAACAUUUACCCCCGCAGAUGUGGCCUCCCACAACACCGCCGACAAAGGCCUCUACAUCAUCGUCGAUAACAAUGUCUUCGAUGUCACCAAAUUCAUUGAUGAACACCCUGGCGGCGCAAAGAUCCUUAAGCGUGUAGCAGGAAAGGAUGCAUCCAAGCAGUUCUGGAAGUACCACAAUGAAUCCGUGCUGAAGAAGUACACACCUAAAUUGAAGAUUGGCGAGGUCAAGGACGCUGCAAAGCUGUGA